AAGUGCCUCAGUGACCCUAGUGACUAUUACACGUUUAGUGGACGCGGUCUUGGGUCAGAAACGACCGACGUUUGACAUCGCUGUAGAUUCCUGGAGAAGAAUUGGGUAGCAAUUUACCUGGGUUCGUCCCGAAGAGAAGUUUGCUUGCCCAAUUAGUACUAUCUUUCAAACAAGUAUCGCUACCGGUGGCAAGAUCGACGGUAAAUUAGUCUGGCAGAUUGCACCUGUUGUAACUAGGUGAGCAAACUCCGCACGCCUGUCUCGACUCGUUUUAGAGCUCCGGGCCUCCGCUCGAUUGAAUACGAAACCCACGGAACCCGCGAAACCUAUUUGCGCCGACAAAAUGACAGAAACGGAUACAACGAAAGUCGCCGAUGAUCAAUCGCAGACAGACGAGCCCAAGAAGGAUGAGGGCAAGGGCGUGAUCUAUCCUCAGAUAAUCGCCACUCUCGUAGUGAAUCUGGUACUGCUAUCAUGCGGACUAUGCUAUGCCUGGCCGACGGUCAGUCUGCUGAAGUACCAGAAGCCCGACUCGCCUAUCAAGAUGAAACCAGAAGAAGAGUCCUGGGUGGUCACAGCGGUACCAUUGGGUGCCAUAGUUGGGCCCCUCUCAGCAGCCCUCCUAGUGGAUCGGAUAGGCAGGAAAUGGUUCAUCCACCUGUUGUUCUUGCCCAGCCUCAUCGGCUGGAUACUGAUCUACCUUGCCAAAGAUUGGGUAUUGCUCCUCGUAGGACGACUUUUCUGCGGCAUUCCAACCGGAGCCGCAUUUGCAGUUAUUCCCCAAUAUCUUGGGGAGAUUGUGGAGACUAGGAAAAGAGGGGCUGCGAACUUUAUGAUGGUCAUAUUUCUAAAUGCUGGAUACAUUCUGAUGUACGGGGUUGGGCCCCUGGUGAAUCAGCAGAUGCUGGCGAUCAUCUGUACAAUACCACCGAUCCUCCUAUUUUUGCUGGUGCCCUGGCUACCAGAGUCUCCUUACCAUUGUCUGAAGAAGAAUAAUGCGGAGAACGCAGAGCUGUCCCUGAUCUGGCUGAGACGCAACAUAAACAACAAGGAUAAGAUAGACGAAAUUAAAGAGUUCAUAGAACGAGAAAAGGACGGUGGUUUGAAGAAGCUGUUCGCAAAACCAGUGCACCGGAAAGCACUGUACAUUAUGUUACUGCUGCUGGCGGGUCAACAACUAUCAGGGAUAGUAGCGAUCCAGUCAUAUGCCGGCGUUAUAAUCAGAAACAUUAACGUGGAUGUCAGCAUACACUUGAUCCUGCUCGGUCUAGGAGCGUGUAGCUUAGUUUUUGGCAUUAUAACAUCGGUGAUCAUCGACAGAGUCGGCAGGAAACCUCUGUACCUGUUCUCGGCGUACACCACAGUUCUUUGCUUGGCCGCCAUGGGAACCUACUACCUGCUUGAAGAAAUGCGAUUCAAUGUUAAACCGUAUGCUGCGGUGCCUGUAGCGAUAUUGAUACUUUUCUACCUGGCGGUCACCGUAGGUGUAACCAGCAUUCCAGCGGUCGUCUCUGGUGAAAUCUUUCCUAUAAGCGUGAAAAUAUGGGCAUCCUCCAUAAUCAACACCUAUGGAGCCGCGCUAGCUCUCCUCGUUUCUAAGUCUUAUCAGCCUAUACUCGAUGCCUUUGGCCUCAAAACCGUUUUCUAUAUUUUCGCUCUAGUUGAAUUAAUAAUCGCCACUGCCUCUAUCUUCAUCAUGCCGGAGACUGCAAAGAAGUCGUUCUCGGAGAUCCAAGACGAACUCAACAGGUCUAUUAUUGCGAGACAGCAUAGCGACGAGGAACUAGUCACUGAGGAGGUACCGGCUUAGAGACACGGAUAUGAUCUUGUACAUUGUGUAAUAUAAUACAAAUAAAGGAUAGUUAAGUAUUUCAAGCAUUCCCAUCACUCAAGAAUGAGGACGACUGAAAAUAACUGAAAAUUGGACUCGAUGAAUUGGAAAUGAAUGGGACAUCGUUCAACAUUCAUUUAAUAAUAAAGUACUACAUUUUCUUGCAACGUGGCUAUACUGAGUAGUUGUGGCCAGCCAGCAAAGAGCUCUGUCUUUUACGCUCUCUUGCCCGUGCGCGGUUCGUUGAAUUCUCCGACAAUUCUUCAAAGAAAAAAUACGACUCAUUUUUUAAACAACACUGGACCAAAAUUGCAAAAGAAAGGAAUGUACUUUUUUGCGAAGACGAGGGUUGUUUAUCAUCCGGUUGAGUGAAUGCGGCUGAAGAAGAAUCUUCCACUGCCUUUUGCUCCAUCGGAGCUAACUCCUGCUGCAAUUGGAUUUCAAAAAUGUUUUUCUCAAUGUCUGAAUGAGUAUUUUAUACUUGUAAUUGACCUCGUGUAAAUGUUUCAUGGCGUCCGAUUUGGGAACUUUAUUGUUAUGGGAUUUAUUUUUAUAUCGAUUGGUGAACAGCCAGGAACUGUGGAGAGAUCUCUGGUACUGGUACUUAUCUGGCGAUAAAAUGAUCAUUUAACAAAAUGACUGUAAGAGAAAUAGUUGUGAUUUAACCUGUGGUGUAAUCACUGUCGGUGCUAGCUCGUUUGUUUACGGACUUCCACGUAUGACGUCUCUGAUCGGCUCGCCUUAUUUCCAUCGUUCUUCGACGAGUUUGCAACUUUAUUCUGCGUUGGUCAGGUACACUGACCCCCACUGGUCCCAGGUCUAGCGAGGCCCAAACGGCCCUUCGGUAUUCCCAAUAGCGUUUCUUGUACAUCCAAUAUUUCAAUGGAUAGUUGUAUAAUAUGUCAGAAUCUUUCGUAUAACACCAACCGCAGAACUGUUAACAGUCGCAGAAACAUUAAACAGAUAUAUUUAA
This is a messenger RNA of Megalopta genalis, 2804 nucleotides long. The record is from RefSeq and is a predicted model, not a curated record. NCBI's taxonomy places the organism in Eukaryota, Metazoa, Arthropoda, Insecta, Hymenoptera, Halictidae.